This is a messenger RNA of Pyrus x bretschneideri (Chinese white pear), 1935 nucleotides long. Its product is annotated as probable serine incorporator. The record is from RefSeq and is a predicted model, not a curated record. Bases 334 to 1560 code for a protein of 408 amino acids. Lineage: Eukaryota; Viridiplantae; Streptophyta; Magnoliopsida; Rosales; Rosaceae. The transcript is spliced from 13 exons. Gene Ontology annotation, cellular component: membrane.
CUCCUCUCUCUCUCCUAAAACAAAUAUAACAGAGCUGCCUCUCUCUUUGUGUUUUGUCGUAAAAAAUCUGAGACAUAGAGAGAGAAACUGUUAGAGAGAGAGAGAGAGUCUCAGGCUCUCAGAGGUUUAGAGAGAGAGAGAGACUCUCGAAGCUCCCAACUCACUGCUUGAUUCCUCCAUUUGUGCAUUGCCCAUUUGCCACUUCAUCUCUCAGGGGAAGAGAGAGAAAGUCUGACACUUAGAGAGAGAAGCCCCACUGGUUUUCUUUUGCUGCAUUGGUCUGAAUCUGUUUGAUGAAGAAAAAAGCUUAAAGAAGUGUUGAAUGGAGUAGAAAUGGAGGAGGGUGGAUCAGCAGGAAACUAUCGGAGGAGUGGACUCAAAGUCAAGGUUGAUUCAUGGUUCAGCCAAUUUCGCAAUGGCUCGAAUCCUUGGAUGGCCAGAUAUGUCUACGGAUUCAUGUUUUUGAUAGCAAAUCUUAUGGCAUGGGGUGUCCGGGAUUACGGAAGCAAUAUGUUGACGGAGAUGGAGAAAUGUUUAAAACCUUUGGCGGUGAGUGCAGGAUUAAAAGGAUGUCAUGGUGUGAAGGAUUGUUUGGGUGCAGAAGGAGUCCUACGUGUAAGCUUGGGUUGCUUUUUGUUUUAUAUCACAAUGUUUCUUUCCACUGCUGGCACAUCGAAGUUGAACGAACCCAGAGAUUCGUGGCAAUCCGGAUGGUGGUCUGCCAAGAUUGUCAUGUGGAUUUCCUUCAUCAUCAUUCCCUUUCUGCUUCCUGCUACAAUCAUUCAGCUAUAUGGAGAGAUUGCGCAUUUUGGUGCCGGGGUUUUUCUCUUGAUUCAGCUAAUAAGCAUAAUCAGUUUCAUAACGUGGCUGAACGAUAGUUGUCAGUCUACCAAAUCAGAAAGAUGCCGGAUUCAUGUGAUGUUACUUGCAACUGCUGCAUAUGUUGUAUGCUUAGUGGGGAUCAUAUUGAUGUACAUAUGGUAUGCACCAGAACCAACUUGCCUCCUCAACAUCUUCUUCAUAACCUGGACAUUAGUACUCCUACAACUCAUGACCAGCGUCUCUCUCCACCCGAAUGUGAAUGCCGGCAUCUUGACUCCGGGUCUCAUGGGGCUUUAUAUAGUAUUCAUCUGCUGGUUUGCUAUUAGAAGCGAGCCAGCGGGGACAAGCUGCAACAAGAAGGCAGAUGAUUCAACCAAAACAGAUUGGCUCACCAUCAUAAGCUUUGUUAUAGCCGUGCUUGCAAUGGUUAUUGCAACAUUCUCAACCGGCAUAGAUUCCAAAUGCUUUCAGUUCAGGAAGGACGAGACUGAAUCCGAGGAUGAUGUUCCAUACGGUUAUGGAUUCUUCCAUUUUGUUUUCGCCACGGGAGCAAUGUACUUUGGAAUGCUGCUGAUUGGUUGGAAUACUCAUCAAUCCAUGAGAAGGUUUACGAUUGAUGUGGGAUGGGCCAGCACUUGGGUGAGGAUUGUGAACGAGUGGAUCGCGGUCUGCGUGUAUUUAUGGAUGCUAGUUGCUCCAAUCAUAUUGGAGAGCAGACAAACGGCGCAAUCCGCUUAAGUUUAUGUUUACAUCUUGCCACAUUCAUCCGUUGUAGAUAUGGGAGUGUCCAAGCCUCGCCCUCAAGGAUCGAAACUCUUUGCAUUCUCGAGAAGAGCCUCCUCAGGCCUGCCAUGGGCAGCAGCGCUGCUGGCACUUAACACCGGUGAACUGACUGCAACUUCUGGUUCGUAAUGUGUGAAGAUUAAGGGGGGAAAGAAAAAUACACACCAGUUAAGCAUUUUAAGUCUUCCUAUCCAGUACCAUAGAGUGUUGUGAAUUCAUAACACUUUCUUCUCCGUAUGUAAUCAUUGUAGUGUGAGCAAAUGUGGUUUAGAAGAAUCUUAGCAUGUCAUUAUUUGUUACAUUAUUGAAAUAGCAAAUAUAUUGUGGGUC